Hibiscus syriacus is the source of this 1036-nucleotide messenger RNA. Its product is annotated as short-chain dehydrogenase TIC 32 B, chloroplastic-like. NCBI's taxonomy places the organism in Eukaryota, Viridiplantae, Streptophyta, Magnoliopsida, Malvales, Malvaceae. Bases 65 to 1033 code for a protein of 322 amino acids. The record is from RefSeq and is a predicted model, not a curated record. The transcript has 8 exons.
UUCUCUGUUUUUUUACCAAGAAAAAGAAACCAAAUCUUUCCUUCUUUGUUCGAAAAACAAGAAAAUGUCUGGUUUCAUUUUGUUGGUAACAGGUUGGCCUGGACCCAGCGGCUUCGGUUCAGCUUCUACUGCUGAAGAGGUUACUCAAGGCAUCGAUGGAACCAACCUCACUGCUAUAAUAACCGGCGGAGCAAGUGGAAUUGGGUUGGAGACUUCAAGAGUAUUGGCUCUUCGUGGUGUUCAUGUCAUCAUCGGUGCGAGGAACUUGAAAGCUGCUAAUGAAGAAAAAAAAAUCAUUCUUGCAAAAACCGAAACCGCACGAGUUGAUGUCUUGGAGCUCAAUCUGUGCUCCAUUAAAUCCAUCAGAGAAUUUGCAGACAACUUCAUCGCUCUUAAUCUUCCUCUCAAUAUCUUGAUUAACAAUGCCGGGAUCAUGUUCUGUCCCUUUCAUCUUUCUCAAGAUGGAAUCGAGGUUCAGUUUGCAACUAAUCAUAUUGGGCAUUUCCUCUUAACCGAGCUUCUUUUAGACAAAAUGAAGAACACAGUGAAAGCUAGUGGUGUUCAAGGAAGGAUUGUGAACUUAUCAUCAAUAGCACACACCUAUUGUUAUGAAAAUGGGAUCCAAUUUGAUCGGAUAAAUGCUAAAGAAGGUUACAAUGACAAAAGAGCAUAUGGACAGUCCAAAUUAGCAAAUAUAUUGCAUGCCAAUGAACUCUCUCGCCGAUUGCAGGAGGAAGGUGUGAACAUCACAGUAAAUUCAGUUCAUCCAGGAUUGAUAAUGACGCCUCUGUUUAAGCACGUUGCCAUUCUAAUGAAGUUUUUCAAGUUCUUCAGUUUCUUCCUAUGGAAGAAUGUUCCACAGGGUGCAGCUACGACGUGCUACGUGGCCCUCCACCCACGGCUGGAGGGAGUCACCGGGAAGUACUUUGUAGACUGCAAUGAGAUGACACCAAGUUCAUAUGCUAGAGAUGAGGCUUUGGCAAGGGAAUUAUGGGAAUUCAGCCACAAAUUGAUAAACUCAGUUUCAAAAUGAAAA